Molecule: messenger RNA, 723 nt
Organism: Scylla paramamosain (green mud crab)
Lineage: Eukaryota; Metazoa; Arthropoda; Malacostraca; Decapoda; Portunidae
Product: organic cation transporter protein-like
Exons: 5
Coding region: 1-723 (240 amino acids)
Biological process (GO): transmembrane transport
Molecular function (GO): transmembrane transporter activity
Source: RefSeq, a predicted model, not a curated record
AUGUUACUAUGCAGGACAUCCCGUCUACGAAUCAUCACCCUCUGCAUCUACGUUGACUUCCUCAUGGUGGGGAUGGUAUACUUCGGACUAUCACUCAGUGGGACGAACAUAAGUGAGAAUCCCUUCGUGUACAUGGUGCUGUCCGGUGUUAUGGAGGUACCAGCCUAUUCUCUCACUAUUCCCAUUGUGCAUCGCUACGGCAGAAAGCGCACGCUUUCCGUUUUGUUCGUCAUCAGCGGAAUAAUUCUCCUUUGUUUAGCCUUCAGUUCUGCAGCGAAAAGCACCGUCGCAGUAACUCUCGCCUUGAUGGGAAAGGUGACUAUCACAGGGAGCUUCCAAAUUGCCAUCAUCUUCUCUGGCGAACUUUUCCCAACGGAGGUGAGAAGUCGAGGCGUUAGUACCUCCUGCAUGAUGUCCCGACUAGGGGGGAUUGUGGCGCCUUUCAUCACGGAUGUGGUGGGCACCGUUUACCCUUGGGCACCUUUCUUUGUCUUUGGGUUGGGUGCUUUGAUUGCAGGAGCAGGAACCUUGUUGCUGCCGGAGACUAGUAACCAAAAAAUGCCUGAAACCGUGGGGCAACUGGAGUCGAGGAAGCCACUCAGGAGGGUCCAGAGGAAGCACACUAGAGUAAUAGAACAAGUGUGGAUGUGUUUCCCGGAACAUAAGGUAACCAUGUAUGAGGUGCGUGUCAACAGUCCAUACAUGAGCCUGUGCAGUCUCUAA